Messenger RNA from Aspergillus sclerotioniger CBS 115572, 340 nucleotides. RefSeq lists its product as uncharacterized. The transcript has a single exon. NCBI's taxonomy places the organism in Eukaryota, Fungi, Ascomycota, Eurotiomycetes, Eurotiales, Aspergillaceae. The coding region runs from base 83 to 256 and encodes 57 amino acids. The record is from RefSeq and is a predicted model, not a curated record.
UGAGGGUUUCUUCGGUUUCAUUUACGCGGGUUACACUUUCCAUCUUCUACCCAUCUCAUGAUGUUGACAUUCCUGGAUUGAUAUGGAUACGGGUCAUUACUAUGAUUGCCUGUGUGUCCGCCUCCAGAGUUGUCCAUUUCUCUGGAUUGCUUGGCCAGGUUCGGCUGCGACAAUCGCCUCGCUAUUGGGUUUGAAUGAGCGACCACCACGCCCCCAAGGAGCAAAAGGGGGUGUGCAAGGGGUCUAUCUGCAAUAGGUCAGCCAAUCCAUCAAAAGAAGCCCAUAUACAAUAUGAAUCGACGGUUUCCUGAGCGACGUAGUGUAGCUUGUAGUUCUAAAC